Messenger RNA from Menidia menidia (Atlantic silverside), 3779 nucleotides. Lineage: Eukaryota; Metazoa; Chordata; Actinopteri; Atheriniformes; Atherinopsidae. The record is from the annotation of a GenBank genome assembly.
AAGUCUGCAUUUCCAUUUUACAGCUAUGGGGAUCUGUCGUACGGCAGGCAGAGUGGAGGCACCAGGGCCCUCCUCUCUGUAACAGCUCAAAUGAGGAAGUUCAGAGUAGAGCUAGUCGCAGCUUCCUUUUACAGAAUAAGAAGGCAGAGGAUGAUCAAGUGAAAGAAAGAACUUCAAGUACGCACCAGGAAAAGAUGAAAACCGCCAAAGAAUAGAAACAUUGGACCUACGGUACAGAGUUUUGCUUUUUGAGCGAGCGCGGAUGCAGUUUUGAAUUUUGGGUUGAGAAACAGGAUGCCAAGUUAUCAACCGUGGUACCAUGGAAAUAUAACCCGAUCCACAGCUGAGAAUCUGCUCUCCAAGGCAGCAAGAGAUGGAAGCUUCCUUAUCCGGGCCAGUGAGUCCAUUCAGGGAGCGUAUGCACUCUGUGUUCUAUACCAGAACUGUGUGUACACAUACAGAAUCCUGCCAAAUGAGGACAAGAAACUCUCUGUCCAGGCAUCUGAUGGAGUUCCUAUUAGGACCUUCACUAUGCUGCCUGAGCUGGUGGAGGCAUAUUACAGCCCAAACAUGGGUCUGAUCACACAUCUACAGUACCCUGUCCAGAGAGAGGAGGAGGUAGACGAAGACCAAGAAUCCAACAAUUCUCCACCACAGCUUCCACCCAGGAACUUCACAGCCGACGGAAAAGAAUGUGAAACGAAGACCUCAGAGCAGGCCAGCAAGUCUCUGUCGGACACCUACCUGACGAGACUGCAGCAUAUGGACUUGUCCAUAUUAUCGGAGGAGCAUCAAACGGCCAUCCAAGAAUACUUCAGAACCUCAAUCAGCUCAGAUGCUGAGCGAGCACAUAACGGUAACCCUAACCUGCCUGGCCUGAAGAAGCUCCUCAUGGCGGUCUGCAAAAAUCUAAACAGUGAAAUUACCCGAAUCCUUCCAUGUCUGGAGCUCCUUCACAGAGCAAUAGAUCAGCAGCUGUCACCGGGGAUUGGGCCAUAUCCAAGACAAGUUUUUGUCGAUUCAGGACAGUCCAUAUCCUAUAGGCUUGAGCAGCUUACACAAUUGCUUUAUUCAAUAGAGGAAAAGGCAAAAAGUUCUGUUUUUGAGUCAGUUGGAUAUGAUGGACGUCACAGGAACUCUAUCAUCCCUGUUGUUAUAUUUGAGGUCAAACAAGAAUCUCUUGGUAUUUCCACAAAGAUGUUUCUGAAAGUGGAUGUUGAGAGUGGGAAGCUCUACCUUAAGAAAUCAAAAGAUGGGCCCGAAGAAAAAUACUUUGUGCAUAACAAAAUCCUGCAGUUGGUGAAAUCCCAGAAGAUGCAUGCCAAGCUUACAAUCAUGGCAGAGACAGAGAAAGAGAAGAUUUUGAAAAAGGAGUUUGUGUUUGAUGACACAAAGAAAAGAGAAGGCUUCUGUCAGCUCCUUCAACAAAUGAAGAACAAACACUCAGAGAAGCCCGAACCAGACAUGAUCACAGUGUUUGUUGGCACUUGGAACAUGGGAAAUGCAGGCCCUCCACAAAACAUUGACUCCUGGUUUCAGUGUAAGGGUCAAGGCAAGACGCAAGAUGAUACGGCAGAUCAUAUCCCACACGAUCUCUACGUCAUUGGCACCCAAGAGGAUCCUUUGGGUGAGAGGGAAUGGGCUGACACGGUGAAAGAGGUCCUGAGAAACAUCACAAACAUUAGCUUUAAACAAGUGGCAAUUCACACCCUGUGGAACAUUCGCAUCGUGGUUCUGGCUAAACCUGAGCACGAAAACAGGAUCUCCCAUAUCUUCUCAGACAGUGUGAAAACUGGGAUUGCCAACACUUUGGGAAACAAGGGAGCGGUCGGGGUAUCCUUCAUGUUCAACGGAACAUCUUUUGGUUUUGUCAACAGCCACUUAACCUCCGGAAGUGAAAAGAAGCUCAGACGGAAUCAGAAUUACACCAACAUCCUACGAUUUCUGAAUCUCGGUGAUAAAAAACUCAACCCAUUUGACAUCACACUUCGUUUCACACACCUUUUCUGGCUUGGAGACUUGAACUAUCGUGUCGACUUUCCGUCCACAGAAGCUGAGUACAUUGUGGCCAAGAUCAAGCAGCAGCAGUAUCAGGAGCUCCUUAAUAAAGACCAACUUAGCAUGGAGCGGAAAGAUGGAAAGGUCUUCUUGCAUUUUGAUGAGGAGGAAAUCUCAUUUGCGCCCACGUACCGGUUUGAGAGAGAAACACGAGAGAAAUACGCCUACACAAAGGCCAAAGCCACAGGGACAAAAUACAAUUUGCCCUCGUGGUGUGAUCGCGUCUUGCGGAAGUCAUACCCUCUGGUUCAUGUCGUCUGUCAAGCAUAUGGUUGCACCAAUGACAUCAUGACGAGUGACCACUCACCAGUUUUCGCCUCGUUUGAGGUUGGAGUUUCCUCGCAGUUUGUCUCAAAGCACGAUCCAAACAGCGCAUCUCAAGGUGGAAUACAAAUCAUGAACUGCGUGGCCAUCUUGUCGACAAAAUCCAAAACUAAGUUUUUCCUGGAAUUCCAUUCAAGUUGCUUGGAGAAAACGAUGAAGACUUUGGAGGGAGAAAACGCAGAACAGUCCAACGGCUCCAUUAAAGUUUGGUUUGGCAAUCAAGUUGAGCUCACGCCCAUCAUUUCUGACCCUGAGUAUCUCUUGGACCAGCACAUCCUCAUUUGUGUAAAAUCGACGGAUUGCGAUGAGUCCUACGGAGAGGCCUGCAUUGCCCUACGGGCUGCCCAGUUCUGCUACAGGGAGUUUCAGGUCACGCUGACGCACCACGGAGAAAAGACGGGCAGCCUGUCGGGGGGCAUCCAGUUACGCACAUCUGAAGGAAAACCCACCGAAAAACUAUACGAUUUCAUCAAAAUCGAAAAAGAUGACUCCGUCCCCUUGAAAGGCAAAGCUGGAGAUUCCAGCAGGUCCUCCUUCACGCAGGCGCAUGACAUUUCAAACCCCAAUUACAUGGGGGUGUCGUUCAAAAGUGGGAACUCGAUAGAUAAGGGCUGGAGUUACAGCAUCCCACCACGCAAUCAGCCCAACGCCGGGCAAGGAGGAAAAGAUCCCAAAAAGGCGCGCAGUCCCACAGGAAAACCGGGUUCCACGGGUGAGGAUGAAAAGGCAUCAGAGAUGUUUGACAAUCCACUGUAUGGCUCAAUGGGAAAAGCACACAACCGAGCCAAAGACCAAGACCAUCCACCGAUAGACCAUCUCCAAGUAACGGAAUCCCAUUUCGCACCCUCGAAAGCAGCAGAUGGAGACCCUGACCGACCCCCAGUGCCCGUCCCACGCAACCGCUCCUACACCUGUUCAGAGAACAAGCCUCAGCCUCCAGCUCCCGUCAACCUGACUGUAGCAGCACACAAGAAACCCGUGGUUCCCUCCCGUUCAGAGGCCGGAAUGGCACACAGCCGGCCUCCGCUGCCCGCCAAGUCUCGACCAGAACCUCCAAUCUCCAAAACCAGAGACUACCGAGACAACUCUGAGCUCCCCAGCAAGCACAGACUGCCCGCACGGCCUGGACAGCCUCACAAAGACAUGCAUCCAGAUGGUCCGAAGACGGGUCGUCCAUUGAACUGAGAGCCAAACGCAGCCAUCGAGUUAACAGCUUCCUGCCAUGCAUGCCCAAAAAUAAAAUUCACAAAGUUAAGACUUUAGCCAGUGAACAUCAUCGUCAUGUGAAAAGGGGCAACUAAUUUCUCUGAACUUUGGGAAAUACUUUUGCUUUUAUUUUAUAGUCAAAGGAUUGAUGGAUUGCGAUACUGAAAUUGAAUAAUAAAGACAGUUACCAG